Molecule: messenger RNA, 1946 nt
Organism: Anguilla anguilla (European eel)
Lineage: Eukaryota; Metazoa; Chordata; Actinopteri; Anguilliformes; Anguillidae
Exons: 12
Coding region: 717-1715 (332 amino acids)
Biological process (GO): defense response
Cellular component (GO): extracellular region
Molecular function (GO): cytokine receptor binding
Source: RefSeq, a predicted model, not a curated record
UCCUCUGCCUGUAUUUCUUCUUCUAAAAUGUGUUUGGGACGUUCCUGGGCGAGAGGCUCUUUUCUGUGCGGGGAGGGGAGGGUGUGGGUGUCGACGAAGCCUGUGAGGGAUCAGUUUUCAGCAGAGCGUUUGUAGCUAGCUACUGCAAUUGGGGAGGUGAAGAAGCACAAGUACAGCGAAAGGGCAGAACUAGCCUACAGGGCUUGUUGAAAAACCAGAGACAACCUUGGAAUUGCUUUUCCUCGAUGGGGAUAGCCAAAGUUCACAAAGCGGACGAAAAGCGACACGAAGUCCGUAUGUAUUCUGUUCGACCCGUAAGUAACCUAGAUAGGUGGCCGAAGUUUGGUACUCGGACCGAGUGGACAGAGCAGAACUCAGAAGACGGAGGAGUAGACUUCUUCGAUUGCAAAUACAGGACCACAGCAAAGAUUAUAAGACAAAAUCUGCUGUGUUACUUUUAGCUACUUAAUAUUUAAGAAAAAUAUACACCAAGUCUGUUUACAGGACGUUGCAUCAGACCCUUGGAAAUAUAAACGCUGUAGCCAACUGAGCUGGCCAUAUGGACAAUUUACUGAAAACCCGUCUUGUAGCCUACCUGUACACGCUGUGAGCUAUGAGGCUUUAAAGUAAGCGCACAAGACUUCUGUGACGGCUGCAACUGGAUUCAACACGGAUUCAGGCGGGUGAGCGGCGAAUCCUUGUCGUUGCUCAGUGAGAUGGGUGGAGAUAUUACUGAUGCUAGGGUACACGUACCCUUCCCAAAAACCCUCUACACCAGCAUCCACAAAGCACAGGUGGAUGACAAAGUCAAAUUCGUACACGCUUCCAUUGAUCAGAUCAUCAAACUGUUUGAUGGGAAUUUGGAUGCUGUGACAUGGAACAGGCUGAAGCUGGAGCAUUUUCUCAUUAUCCUUGACCGCCAGUCUCGCGAACUUCAGAAAUGUGUUUCUUCUGCGAGCAAAUAUGAGAAGAGACUGAAUCGAUACUUCAGGAAGUUAAAAAAGAAUAUCUUAAAGCAGAGGAAGUACGACGCACAUUCAUGGGAACUCAUCAGAAAAGAAGUAUUACGUCAUCUUCAAAGGCUGGACCUCAUUAUGGCUGCAACGAAGACAUCAGUGAAUCCUACAGGGCUUGUUGAAAAACCAGAGACAACCUUGGAAUUGCUUUUCCUCGAAGGGGAUAGCCAAAGUUCACAAAGCGGACGAAAAGCGACACGAAGUCCCGCACAAGACUUCUGUGACGGCUGCAACUGGAUUCAACACGGAUUCAGGCGGGUGAGCGGCGAAUCCUUGUCGUUGCUCAGUGAGAUGGGUGGAGAUAUUACUGAUGCUAGGGUACACGUACCCUUCCCAAAAACCCUCUACACCAGCAUCCACAAAGCACAGGUGGAUGACAAAGUGAAAUUCCUGCACGAGUUCAUUGAUCAGAUCAUCAAACUGUUUGAUGGGAAUUUGGAUGCUGUGACAUGGAACAGGCUGAAACUGACACAUUUUCGCGCUGCCCUUCACCGCCAGUCUGGCGAACUUCAGAAAUGUGUUUCUUCUGCAAGUAAAUAUGAGAAGAGACUGAAUCGAUACUUCAGAAAGUUGAAAAAGAAUGUCUUAAAGCAGAAGAAGUACGACGCACAUUCAUGGGAACUCAUCAGAAGAGAAGUACUUCGUCAUCUUAAAAUGCUGGACCUAAUUUCGGCUGCAAUGAAGGCACCAGUGAAUUAAUUCCUGAAGCACGCUUUGUCUUAGAAAGACUUUGCAUAUGAUGGGAUCACAAUAUUACAUACAGUAUUUACUGCUAUUUCAAAGUGUAUUGUUUAUCUGUAAAUUUAUUUAUUUAUUUAUUUAUUUACUUAUUUAUUUAUUUAUUUAUAUGGUAAAAUGUAAUUGAAAAAGUUGAUGUUUUCAUAUUGUAAAUGUGACCGAAAUGAAUACCAAAAUAUUAAAUUAUAUUUA